Phytophthora sojae is the source of this 447-nucleotide messenger RNA. RefSeq lists its product as hypothetical. Lineage: Eukaryota; Oomycota; Peronosporomycetes; Peronosporales; Peronosporaceae. The transcript has a single exon. The coding region runs from base 1 to 447 and encodes 148 amino acids. The record is from RefSeq and is a predicted model, not a curated record.
AUGCCACCCGAGUCAAGCGGCAUGACCAUGAUGCGGAUGUUCGUGCAAGAGCUGCCAUCAUGCGACCGGCGAUACAUGCGGGAUAUUUGCAUGGAGACCGGACGCGCCGCUUUCGACUUGUUAGGCGGCUACCCUACGGCACAUGUCGAGAGAAUCGCCAAAAAUGCCGAACACCUGAACUUAGCUCGCACAUUGAUUGAGGAAAUCCGCCCAAAAUCAGUCUACCCCUGCCUCACGCACCGCCAGCUAAGUGUAACGAGCCCUUUCACAACUAUGGAGGUGGAGGUGGAGGUGGUUGUCGGGACGAUUACAUUCGAAUUUCUGGCCGUGGAUGCAACCCGAGCUGGCACCAACUCAUUGGAUGCACUCCAGGCGGCGUAUCACCAGGCGCGGAAUAUCUUCGUCCUGGCGUCGACCUCAUUUACGCUGGAUCGAACGACAUUCUGA